UAAAAAAAAUAGGAAAACUCUACUCUUGCACUUUCCUCAUAUUGUCUUAAUCACAUCUCUUUCUGAAUGAUAUGUUGAAACUGUACCCAUUUGUGCCUACCAAUUUCAUAAUAAAAUCUUUAGUUUUAUGGUUACGUUCACAAAGAAAUACUUUAGCUCAUACACGUAACAGUGAAGUCUGAUUAUGAUCGUAGAAAAUGAGAAACAAAUACCAUUCAAAUAUGGAAUUGUUCCCAGUGGGUCCUGGUCUUUGUGGAACAAAUAUGUGGUCAUAUAUACUAUAGGGGCUUCAACGAUUCUAAGUCAAGCUGUCUGACUAACCCAUACCAUGGGUUAUAAAAUAAUAGUAUGUUAGGCUUCAGAAUUCAUUCAUUAACAUUUUCUAUUAUUCAUCUCUCCAUGAUGACAUUGCGUCUGCGUGUUGACUCCAUCUCUCGUUUCUUCUGUUGUGUUUUUUCUUUGAGUUUCUUGGUUACUACUCUUGUCUCUCAACCAUUCCGUCGUCCCGACCAAGUUGAGACCCUUCUGGCUUUUAAGAACGAGUUUUCGAUCUGCAACAAUUCAACAACAAGCUCUUGGAGUGAAGACGCUGUCUCAUUUGAUGGGGUUGUCUUUGAUGACGAUACCGGUGCAGUGACGGAUCUACACCUUGGUGCUGCAUGUCUCAGUGGCAAUCUCAAGGCUAAUAGUAGCCUCUACAGAUUCCAACACCUCAGGUACCUUGAUCUCUCUUCCAACGAUUUUUCCUCCUCAUUUCCUGCCGAGUUUGGAAGACUCACAAGCUUAGAGGUCUUGGAUCUUCACCAUAAUCGCUUCACUGGAGAAGUCCCAUCCUCAAUAAGUAACCUAAGCCGCCUAACAUCUUUGGACCUUUCAGUUAACAAACUCACUGGUGGUUUUCCCCUUGUGCACAAUCUAACUAAACUUUCUUCUAUAAGCCUUUCCUAUAAUAACUUUUCCGGUACCGUUCCUUCUUAUCUAUUCACCAUGCCUCUGCUUUCAUCCCUUGAUCUUCGCCAAAACAAUUUUGGUGGCCCUCUUGAUAUUCCAAACUCAACAAUUAUGUUUGAGAGUUUAGUCCUUGGCAACAAUAUUUUUAGUGGUGGAAUCCUAGAGCCUAUCUCUAAUCUAGUCAACCUCAUAUAUCUUGACUUGUCUUUUCUCAAUAUAACCUUCCCAGUCAACUUCACUUUCUUGAAACUCCAAUCUCUGGAGAAUUUGGAUAUCUCCGGGAAUAGUGUGUCAAGGCUUAAUAUCAGUUCAGAGAAUGCCUUUCCGACAAUGCUGAUUGAACUGCACUUGUCUAGUUGCAACAUCCAUGAGUUCCCCAAAGUUUUGAAGACUCUACAAAACUUGCAACAUUUAGACAUCUCCAACAAUAGCCUCAAAGGAAAAGUGCCUGCAUGGUUAUGGAAUCUACCUUCUCUGACUUCAGUGAGACUCUCUCACAACUCCAUCAACGGGUUUGAAGGUUCACCAGAUGUGCUCCUUAGUUCCCCGCUUCUCGAGUUAGAUCUGAGUUCAAACGCCUUCCAUGGAGCAUUUCCUGUUAUCCCACGAAGCAUGGAGUUCAUUUCUGCUUCGAAUAAUCAUUUCAGCGGAGGCAUACCUCGUACACUUUGCGAUUCAAUAUUUCUAAACGUCCUUGAUCUAUCGAGCAACAGUUUUAGUGGUGCAGUUCCCGGAUGCUUGAGUGAAUCACUACAAGUCUUGAAUCUCAGUAACAACAAUCUCGCCGGAGAACUUCCCGACAUAUUCUAUGGAAGUGGCUCACUAACAACAGUUGAUGUUGGCCAUAAUCAAAUCAGUGGGGAGCUUCCAAGGUCUCUUAGACAAUGCACUGCACUAGAGAUUCUGGACGUGGAAAGCAAUCUUAUCGCUGACACCUUUCCUUUAUGGCUGAACGUUUUACCGGUUUUGAAAGUCAUUGUGCUAAGAUCAAACAGAUUCUAUGGUCCUAUAUCUUCUCCUGAUCAAGAUCAUCGGUCAUUUCCGCAGUUGCGGAUAAUUGACAUAUCUCAUAACAAAUUCACUGGAAGCUUGCCCCCAAAUUACUUUGUAAAUUGGAGUGCACCCUUGAUGAGUAUGCCUGAAGGAGAUCACUUCCCAAAGUACAUGGUACAUCUUGGGUACAAGCUACCAAAUUACUUUAUGAGGCCUGAAGGUGCACGCAGGAAUACUUACUUACUGGACAUUGGGUGGCCUUCGUAUUUUUCCAUGCAUCUGAGAAACAAAGGAUUAAACACGGAGUUCGAAAAGAUCCUAGAGACAUAUACAUUCAUUGACUUCUCUGGGAAUCGUCUUGGAGGGCAUAUUCCAAAAUCCAUAGGUCUCUUGAAGUCGUUGAUUGUGUUGGACUUGUCUAACAACAAUUUCACAGGCCAUAUUCCAUCUUCUUUGGCCAGCCUCACACAACUCGAGUCGUUGGACUUAUCUCGAAACCAACUUUCUGGAAUAAUUCCUCAAGAGCUAAGGGUCCUCACGUUCUUGGGGUAUAUUAAUAUGUCACAUAACAAACUCACUGGCCAAAUACCUCAGAGUCCACAGAUUGAAGGGCAAGCUAGAUCCUCCUUUGAAGGGAAUAUUGAUCUUUGUGGUCGUCCCCUUAAAGAGUCUUGCUCCGUGGAAAAUGAAGCACCAUCGCCGAAACUACCAAAGCAAGAACAUAUGUUGAACUGGAAAGCAGUGGCAAUAGGUUAUGGACCCGGAGUUUUGUUUGGAAUAGCAAUGGGACAUGUUAUUUAUUCAUACAAACCAGUGUUGUUCUUCAAAUUGUUUCGUUUAUGAUACGAUGCAUUUGCGUUCUGUUUGUUGAAAUAUAUGUAAGGAUCCUCGUUGUCGGUUCCCAUAUAUGUGUUAAUUAAGUAACCAUCUUGUGCUUCCUUUUGUUAUUUCUCUUUCUUUGUGCCACUCUUGAUUGAAGGAGUUUGUAGCUACUCUAUGAAUUAAUUCUUUGUGAGAUUUCAUAUA
Messenger RNA from Brassica rapa (field mustard), 2970 nucleotides. Its product is annotated as receptor-like protein 54. NCBI's taxonomy places the organism in Eukaryota, Viridiplantae, Streptophyta, Magnoliopsida, Brassicales, Brassicaceae. The record is from RefSeq and is a predicted model, not a curated record. Gene Ontology annotation, molecular function: protein binding.